GCAUCGGUCUCAGUGAAGCGUAACGAACCGCAGCAGCCGACGCAUCCUCCUAGUGUCUCUACACAGAGGUCGUCCACUGCUACGUCAACGAGCGAUACAUCAUCAUCAGGCUGUGGUUUAGUUUUGCUUUUUUCGGCUGCGACGUCAAACUUUGCGGAGAAGAAUGUAUUGGGUAAAGGUGGCUAUGGUGUUGUCUACGUGGGUGAAUGGAAACACACAAAGAUAGCUGUCAAGAGGUUCAUGUCUGGUGGAACCAAAGGAGCACAUAUACAACGUGAACGACUUCGCCAAAGUAUGCAGGAACUCAGAACAUUGGCGAAAUACCGUCAUGACAACAUACUUCCUUUGUAUGCUUUUUCGCUGGAAGGUCCCGAGCCUUGCCUCCGUGGUACACCUCCACUGUCAUGGUUGCAGAAAAAGGAGAUUGCUGAGGGGACUGCUCGGGGUCUUCAUUUCUUGCACUGCAUCGCUAGUACCCCUAUUAUUCAUGGCGAUGUGAAGUCUGCAAAUAUUUUGCUUGACAAGCAUCUCGAACCAAAAUUGGGCGAUUUUGGCCUCAGCCGUGAUGGAAGGGUGAGAUUUAAUCAAGCUUUGCUUGGUUAA
Molecule: messenger RNA, 603 nt
Organism: Cylicostephanus goldi
Lineage: Eukaryota; Metazoa; Nematoda; Chromadorea; Rhabditida; Strongylidae
Source: the annotation of a GenBank genome assembly